AUGCAGCCGGUUCCUUUGUACCCAUUAGUAGCUGGAUAUGCCAUGGGAUUCCUUCCAAGACUCGGUGCAACUCCGCACUUUUGUAUGUGCAUUCUCAUCGCUUGUCUAAUAUUUCAAAUCGAAAGUAUGAUAUUUUGUUUCAUCCAAAAACAUCAAGGAAUCUCCAAGACUCUUCAAAAGUUCACAAUGCCAAAUACAUUGGUCGGACUUCUGAUUACUGUAUUCGCCCUGUAUACAUUUGCAGUGGUAUGCCUUUACUAUAGAAACUGUUUGGCUCAAAAUGAGAAUAUGGCGUAUUUGAAGAAAAACUUUCCGGAAUACAUCUCCGGAUUCCAAUCACUCCCAAACUUCACCAUCUGUGAGGCGGAUAGUUAUUUCAUGAAAGUUGUUAUCUUCGCGGUGACUUGCGGAAUUAUAGUUUUCAUUGUUUUCUGUAUUAUCCUAGUUAACAUAUUCCGUAUGUUGAAUAUCCUAAAACACAAAAUAUCGAGAUCAAACUAUCGGAAACAUCGGACUGCAAUCUGGAGUCUAUUGGGACAAUUCGCCACUUCGACAGUCUGUUUUAUACCUCCUUUGUUGGUAGUUUUUGUGAUUAUAGUGGGUAUGGAUGAUUCACAAUUAAUCGUUCAACUCAUUUUGGUUGUUUCUUGUCUUCAUUCCUCUCUAAACGGGAUAGUGCUCGUGGUGACGUUUCCACCCUAUCGGAAAUUUGUGCUCUCUUUUUUGUGGAGGGGGAAGUGA
Caenorhabditis remanei is the source of this 741-nucleotide messenger RNA. RefSeq lists its product as uncharacterized. The transcript has 4 exons. The coding region runs from base 1 to 741 and encodes 246 amino acids. The record is from RefSeq and is a predicted model, not a curated record. Lineage: Eukaryota; Metazoa; Nematoda; Chromadorea; Rhabditida; Rhabditidae.